This is a messenger RNA of Musca domestica (house fly), 856 nucleotides long. Its product is annotated as protein ARV1-like. Gene Ontology annotation, cellular component: cortical endoplasmic reticulum; Golgi apparatus. The record is from RefSeq and is a predicted model, not a curated record. Lineage: Eukaryota; Metazoa; Arthropoda; Insecta; Diptera; Muscidae. Bases 53 to 796 code for a protein of 247 amino acids. Gene Ontology annotation, biological process: regulation of plasma membrane sterol distribution; sterol metabolic process; sphingolipid metabolic process. The transcript is spliced from 4 exons.
CCUCGUAGUUUCCAAUUCUGUCUUGGGUAUUUGUUUCUUCGUCGUGUGCUGUAUGACGUUUGCUUCAAAUUCGACAAAUUCGAUGAAGGAAGUGGAAAUGGAGUGCUAUGUCUGCAUAAAUUGCGGGAAGAGACAAAGCAAUCUAUACAAGAAGUAUGAUAAAAUAAUUAAAACUAUUAACUGUGACCAAUGUCACAAAACCGCAGAUAAAUAUAUAGAGUUCGAACCUGUCAUAACAAUUGUUGACUUCAUGUUGCUAUCCCACUCAUCUUACCGCCAUGCACUCCAUAACCGAGAUUUUAAGUUGUUUUGGAAGUUGUCGCUGAUAUUGUUAUUGCUCGAAUCGCUAACCUUGUGGAGGGGGGAAAACGAGCGAAAGUUGAAAAUAGCCAACAACGAUUCACCACCAUAUGAACAUGGAUUCUAUAAUUGUUGUGCCUAUAAAAUCGGCGAAUUUUUGCUUUGCACAAUGCUAAUGGUAAUUGCAAAUAUUACUUUGGGAUCGAAACCAACCGGCCUUAGCGUGAUGGAUAGUAGCUACCUGAUGAUGAAAGCUUACGCACUCGCAAACUUUUCUAAAUUCUUCCUAUUGCCGAUUAUGCUCUGGCGGGAGAACACUACAGAGUUUGGUGCAUCGCUUCAUCGAUUCUUCGUAACAGCUCAUCAUUUGUGUGCACUAGUUUCCGUGUAUAUUGUAGUAAGUCGGUGUCGACCUGUGAUAUCGACAGUGGUUGUGAUUUCUAUAUAUGUUCUUAAGGAAUAUCUGAUGACACAGUAUUUUGCCAUAGAUAUUUAAGCGCCAUUAAUAAAUAAAACAUAUCAGGUACUUUCGAGUGUACCGUUUUUGAUUUCAGAA